This is a messenger RNA of Pungitius pungitius (ninespine stickleback), 5572 nucleotides long. It is a transcript of the gene plekhh3, whose product is annotated as pleckstrin homology, MyTH4 and FERM domain containing H3. NCBI's taxonomy places the organism in Eukaryota, Metazoa, Chordata, Actinopteri, Perciformes, Gasterosteidae. The record is from RefSeq and is a predicted model, not a curated record. The coding region runs from base 478 to 2817 and encodes 779 amino acids. Gene Ontology annotation, cellular component: cytoskeleton. The transcript is spliced from 13 exons.
CAGCACGCUUUUGUCCAAGCUCAGAAGUCAGUUUGUCCUUUACAGAGCUGCGCGUUUCCACCUCUCUGUGUUUAUGUGUUUAGAAACACGUUAUAAGCACCGCCGCGUUUCCUUGCCUUUUGAUGCCUUUUCAACCCGCAGUGACAAUUUUGCGGGCAAAAAUGGGUUUUUGAUGUACUUUGUUCGUGGGAAAUUGUUUUCAACCAGGGACCGGCAAAGGUGUCACGAGCGAGCGAGUUCUGGCGUGGAUUUCCCUUUUGGUUUCCACUCGAGUAUGACUGCUGUCACGGACAGUUACUGAGAGAACGGAGGGACUGAGUUCAUCCUGCCCUUCAUCCUCCCCGGCGGACCCCUAUGGAGAGGGAGCCCCGCGCGCUCUCACGCGGCUCUUGGAGUUACUUGCGGCAGAGAACAGCGCGGUGAAUGUUGACUUCACCGACCUGGAUAGCAGCAGAAGACACACUAAACCUCAUUUGAAUGCCUUUGCAAGGAGUUUGCUGGUUUCUGUGCUGCAGGCAGGGCUUCAGUUUGCUCGGACGAGAGUAUGGGGAGAAAGAGGAGGAAGAGUUUGAAUUGCGCAACAAGGAGGACCUGACUCCCAAUGGACGGAGUCCAGCUGAAGUGACUGUUUGUCAACCGACUCUCACGGCCAAUGGAACAAACGGGCACACUGUGUCAGAGGUGUCAGAGAUGAAGAGUCUGAUCAUCGAGAAGAAUAAGAUGGGCCUGGAGGAAGAGCCUGAACUGCUGGUCAAAGGGUGGCUGCUGCGGGAGGUGCGAGGAAACUGGAUCAAGCAGCGUCGGUAUUGGUUCGCACUGAGCCAGGACUCCCUCGACUACUACAGCGGACCAGAGAAAGGAGCCCGCCGCCUGGGCACGCUGGUCCUCACCAGCCUCUGCUCGGUCAUCUGGCCAGACAAGCAGACAUACAAGGAGACAGGCCACUGGAGCAUCACAGUUUAUGGCCGAAAGCACUGCUACAGGCUGUACAGCAAGCACUUUAACGAGGCUGUGCACUGGGCAUGUGCCAUCCAGAAAAUCAUUGACACCAAAGCACCGUUAGAGACACCUACACAGCUCCUGAUUCGAGACAUAGAGGAGAAUAAGUUCAACCCUGAGGUAGUGGAGCACAUCUACCAGCACAAUCCCAUCUUGAAGUACACCCAGGGACCCUUGUAUGCUCCUCUGUUGGCCUUUCCUUACGGCAGCCUGGAGCACACAUACCACAGUGGGAAAGGCUAUGGUUCGGUGCGCGAAGAGGCCGUGAAGCUCUUCAACUGCCUGCAGCAGCUGGAGUCGGCCCGGGAGCCGGUUCCCAUCAUCCAGGGCGUGCUGCAGACCUGCCUGGACCUGCGGCCUCUCCGGGAUGAGGUUUACUGCCAGCUAGUGAAGCAGAACAGCUACACACCGGCCCCGUACACUGCCGCACACCUCCGCUACUGGCAGCUUCUCACCUGCAUGAGCUGCACCUUCCGGCCUGGGCCCACUGUGCUCAAGUACCUGCGAUUCCACCUGAAGAGGAUCCAGAGCCAGAGUCCUGAGUCUGAAAUGGAUAACUACGCGUCUUUCAUCAGCGAGGCUCUGGAGAAGACCAAGUGUCGGGAGUGUGUGCCAUCCUGGGAGGAGAUCCAGAUGCUGAUGAGCCGACAGGAGAUGCUGUGCACUGUGCACUAUCCUGGCCCGCUAUCCUGCCAGCUCUACAUCAGCUCGCACACCACCGCCAAUGAGGUGGUUCGAAUGAUGCAGGAGAAGCUCGGCCUGCAAGAGAGCAGAAACACGUUUUCCCUGUACGAGCAGAGUGCAUUGUGGGAACAGCCGGUCGCUGGCGGCGCUCUGAUCGCAGAUAUCCUGACCAGCCUCGCCACCAAAGAGUCAGAGUCCAACUCCCAAUGGAAACUGUGUUUCAAGCUCUACUGCCUGUUGGAUGCUGACAGCAUAUCGGUGGACAGUAUCGAGUAUCUUUUCCUCUAUGAGCAGUGCCAUGAAAUGGUGGUGCGCGGCCAGCUGCCAGCCUGUGAUGAGGACCUGCAGGCACUAGCUUCCCUGAGGCUCCAGUGUCUGAUGGGGGACUUCACCACACAUGCCCCGUGCCCUCCUCUGGACGAGCUGUUCCCGGGUCACCUGCUAGAAGCUCAAGUGGUCAUGUCCCUUUCUGCACCCCAAGCCUUGCCCCCGUGUCAGGUGGCGGCUCAGGACUGCCCCACGGCCCAGCGCUUCCCCACGGGCCUCCUGGCAGGGACGCUGUGGAGCCACGCGGCCGUAGCGGCGCACAAGCAGAAGGUGGAGCAGGACAUGCGUCUGCGGAGCCGGCUGAAGGAGGAGGCGGCGGCCGUCAUGGGGUCCAUCUUGGAGCGUUGGAAAGGCCUUGCCGGCUACAGCUGCAGGGACAGCAUGGCUGCCUACCUCACAAUUGCACGCCAGUGGUCGGGCUUUGGAUGCACUCUUUAUGAGGUGGACUUUUACAUUAGUUCGACAGGGAGUUUUUCCCAGAAGCUGUGGUUGGGUGUAGCUGCUACAUCCGUGUCGCUGUAUCGGCAGGGAGAGGCAGAGGCUCUGGAGUCCUUCCCUUACGGCCAGAUCUGUUCUUACGGGGUAUCUGAUAGCAACACCUUCAAGAUCACAGCUGGGGAUCGGGAUCUGCUGUUUGAAACCACCAAGCUGACUGAGAUCAUGCAGCUGAUGAAUGCGUAUUUCAGUGCCAUCCGUCGCCAGCGAGGGAAAGAUGCGGACAUCACCGUAACAGAAAGCACAGAGGUCGGCUUCCACCACCUAGCCUCGACACACAAACACACCCUCCUGCCCUCGCACCCAGUUUGAAAGAACCCCACAGCCAGAGCCCCGGACCACCCCCCCCCCCCCCCCCGACCCCCCCAUCUCCUUCCCCCGUCCCCCCCACACUGUCCUCCUCCACGUGGCCCCUGCUAGGCCCAGCCCUCCGGACACCACGCCUCCUCCGCUGGGAGCGGCGCGGCAGCCAAGACAAAGAGAGGGUUGUUUUUGAUGGCUGUUUUUGCUCCCCAGCCGUGGAAAUACACCCCUUGCCGAGCUUUCCAGCUUCGGGGCUGGCCGAUGAAGGAGGGAGUGGGGGGGCGGGAGGUGUAGGUCAGGAACCCGCGGGACACCGAUGCGGUCGCUGAUGAGCUGUCACACACCAAUGUGAGACGUUGGCGUGAGCCUUGCUGCAUCAGUGAGAGGUGAGACAACAACCAGCUACUCGCCUGGUGAAGGUACGGCUCAGAGUGGGAGCACUGGUCCCGCCCUCCUCUGUGUAAUGCCUUUCCUAGAAGGCAGUCGUCCCUCAAGCACUGCUGGAAUAGUGUUGGGAACAUUCAGUGACACUCACCCCCCCACCCCCCACCUUUGGCUCUCUUUUUUGUACACACACACACACUCUCACUCACUCACUCACAUGCCCUUGCGCUGACAUGUUCAUCAGAGACGGCCGGUUUUCAUAAGGUCUCAGCCCGGUUUGCGUUACCUGGAACUGUUGAUGCAGUCGGCCAUGCGAACUUGGAACUGGAAACAGAUGUUGAACUCUGAAGCUCAGUCACUUUGUGGCGGCCAUUGCCAUCUAGACUCUGGAUCUGUGCGUGCGUCUUUGUGUGCGCGCGCGUGUCUAUUUGAUGAAGAAAUCCGUUUCCUGGAGUACACUUUUGGGAUCUGAUUUAAUUCAGUCUCACAGAAACCAAAGGAUUACUGAGCUGUUUCUACAUUUUUUCCACCAAAUUCUCUCAUGUGUCUUUUGUUGUGCUGCUUGUCUUGGCUGUAAUCCUCGACACGAAACUUUGGUAACACUUGACCGAGGAUGAUUCUGCUAAUGUCAGUUACUACCCUCAUAAUACAGCUCUUAUCUGCUGAAAAUAACAAGUGCUUCUCUGUCUAUAGUUCUUUUCACACAAAAUAAUACAACAAUAUAUACAUAUAUAUAUAUGUAUAUAUAUAUAUAUAUAUAUAUAUAUAUAUAUAUGUAUAUAUAAUGCAAGAAAUAAAACCCAUAGUCAGAGAUGUGCAUCAUUUAAGAAGUGAUGCCAUAUUCAUCUUGCAGUCCCACACAUCAGUCUCCUGCUAUUUAAACAAACCUUUUUAAUCAGGCCAUUGGUGUUUUGUAGUAUUAUUUAUGCAAACUUUGCUAUUUUUUAUUGUUGUUUGUCCUAAAUGCAGACCCCGAUGUGUGUUUUGAUACAAGGUUACCAUAAAUACUUUUGGUUAUACUCCUUAAAAGCAGUCCAGAAGUGUAAAUCCUGUGUAGCUCCAGCUUUCAUUGUUUGAGUAUUCCUGUGAAGCCAAAGUUUCGCCAAGUCAGGGGUUUGAGCACGGACCAAAGAUGUUUUUUUAUUUUUAAAUAAAAUAACAAUUAUCCCGAAGCAGUAAAAUAUUAUAUUUUAACUGUUGUCCCAUUUACUUUUUUUUAAACCUGAAUGUUAGAGAAAUAUGAAGACAUCCCGUUGUAUACAUUAUAUGCCUUAUUUUGAUGUAGUAGAUUACUAUUUAGGAAUUUGAUACGAUAGAUAGGCUUUGUAAAUAUCAUUUUAGAGUACUCUGCUCCACAACACAUGUGAUAACCUGCCUCACCAUGAAAGGCCUUGACGAGUCAUUGCACAGCCGGCUCCUGCUCAGAAGCAGGUCUUUGCUUUUUCUACUGCAGCUGCAGGCAGCUUCGAGCUACAAGUUUGAAAAGCAAAUAAAAUCAAACUGUCAUUGUUGUUGCUUUGUAUUAAGCUUGUUUGUACGCUGCAUGGUACCUUUUAAUGUAAUGUGUGUAUAGUUAUUGCACUAUUGUUUGUUUUGAACUAACUUGAAAGUGCAAUAAAAACUAUAAAUACUGUUUGUAAUUAAUAAAAAAAGGCACCAUUUUACCAUAUUUGGUGGUAAGAAGUGUUAUUCCUUUAUCUUUAUUUCAUUUUCAGAAAAUGUGCUUUCUUGUGCCUAGACUAGCGAAGCCAUGCUGGACUAUUGUUUUCGUUUUAUAAAAGGCUGAAGUUUGGCGCCAGCAGCAGAGCUGAGAGCAGCCUCCCCUGAAGCCUUUCUGGUUGAAAACAAUAGCCCGGUUGAGCAAAGGUCGCCUUGGCGUUCCCGUGUGGUAAUGAGCCUGAACCGAGUGAGAUGAACAGCCACCAGAACACCACAGCUCCAGGUGAAGGAGAAGGGGUGAUUUAUCAUUUUCUAGAUAGGUUUGACUCAUGGAAAUUUUUUAGAAAAAUGUGUUUAUUCAUCAUUUCAAACAGGUCCAAUGCAUGAAAAAACAUUCAUGUAAUACAGAGAGAGCCACUGAACCGGCCGUUAAAGUAUAUUUACAGGCAUGGAGAUGAACUGUUAGCAUGAGGUACAUCAUGUUCAUCUGUCUCUCUGUUGUACCUGACACACACUGUUGAAACAUUGUCAACCUCGUGUACAGGAGUAACAGAUGAGCGAUGUGUCUCAGCAGCAGACCGAUGGUAUGAAGGUCUUAAUCCCUUCCCUCAAGGCAGACACGUCGUCGGCUGUGAAUGAUUUACUGGAAAGCACAAAAACAAGGCAACAGGUUGUCUGGCAACUUGCUGUUGAGAGGAAAAAAAAAAAAAAAAAAAAAGAA